Messenger RNA from Rhizophagus irregularis DAOM 181602=DAOM 197198, 360 nucleotides. RefSeq lists its product as uncharacterized. NCBI's taxonomy places the organism in Eukaryota, Fungi, Glomeromycota, Glomeromycetes, Glomerales, Glomeraceae. The record is from RefSeq and is a predicted model, not a curated record.
AUGACCAGACAUUAUAGGAAGAAAUCAUUUCUAAGUCAAGCACAACAUGAUAUUCGAGGGCAAGUAAGGGCUGCCAAACGAUUAGAGAAAUCAUUAUGUAUGUUUUUUGAUAUAGGGCAUACUCAAGGAGAAAUGACUGCUAAAAAUAUUAGGAAAACCACUAUAUAUGGGCAAGGAGAAAUGAUAAAUGGAAAUAGUUCUGCUAAAAAUAUCAGGGAGGCCACUAUAUAUAGGCAUGUUCAAGGAGAAAUGAUAAAUAGAAGUACUAGUUCACAAUCUUCAGGUCAUGAAAAUUUAAAUAGAAUUCAUGUCAAAGAUAAAUUUACGCCUGAAGUACAAAACCUAUUGGAGAAAAGAUAG